AUGGCCGAGAAGGCCGAUCCAAAGGGUCGGCUGGCUGUCUUUGGGGAGGUGGAGAGGAGGCAGGAUUUCAUCAAGGAUAUGCGAUUGAGGGUUUUGAGCGUAAGGGAUGAGGUGCGGCAGUAUUUGGCGCUGUUGGUCAGGAUGCUUGUGCAUCGGGGUUGGAGGAUGCUGGGUAGAUGGUCAGGCCAGAGGAGGAGGAGCAGAAAUCGUUACAAAUGUAUGAACGCGGGUUUCUAA
This is a messenger RNA of Letharia columbiana, 237 nucleotides long. RefSeq lists its product as uncharacterized. Bases 1 to 237 code for a protein of 78 amino acids. The transcript has a single exon. Lineage: Eukaryota; Fungi; Ascomycota; Lecanoromycetes; Lecanorales; Parmeliaceae. The record is from RefSeq and is a predicted model, not a curated record.